AGGAGGUUGAUUUCUAACUCGCCUGGUGUUCGUCAGAUAAGGGGAGGAGUCUCACUGACAAGAAACUGGCUCUACUGAGUUUGGCUGCUCCCUAAAAUAGCAGUUGUGUGUAAAUGUGACUGAAAUUACGUUAAUGUUCCACGCACACGGUAUCCAUUGGAGGCUCUGAUAUAGAGUAUCUAUAUACAGCGAGGGACUUGAGAGACAAGGACAUUUUUCCCAAGGAGGAGAAAUCUGCAGGAAGCUUAACGCGAGUGAGGGAAGCAUUGAAGGCUAAAAGAAGAGACAGACAGACAGACAGACAGACAGACAGACAGACAGACAGACAGGAGCUGGAUAUUCUUGGUCCGAUAAAGAGGUUAUCACUACUUUGAUAGUUGGAUUGUGGUGUGGUCACGAAAACAACAGUCAGAGAGAGAGAAGAGAGAGUGUUGUACAAUGUGCUAGGAGAUAAGGAAGAAGACGAGCUCGGUAGUUUUUCUGAUAUUCUUGAGGUGUCAGAGAGACCGAACAGAACGCAGAGAUGGGACGGAAGAAGAUACAGAUCACCAGGAUCAUGGAUGAGAGGAACAGGCAGGUUACCUUCACGAAGAGGAAGUUUGGGCUAAUGAAGAAGGCCUAUGAGCUCAGCGUUCUAUGUGACUGUGAGAUAGCCCUGAUCAUAUUCAACAGCUCAAACAAACUGUUUCAGUAUGCGAGCACAGACAUGGACAAGGUCCUGCUCAAAUACACUGAGUACAACGAGCCCCACGAGAGCAGAACCAACUCUGACAUUGUCGAGAAAUUAAGAAACAAAGGCCAUAAUGACCUGUGUGCCAGUCCUGAUCCAGAUGACUGUUUUGGGCACAGCCCCCUCAUGGACGACCGUUUCGGCAAACUAAGCGAAGAGAGUGAUUUAAUGUACAAGCGCUGUGGUGCGCUAAACAAGAAAGAACACAGAGGCUGUGAUAGCCCGGACCCUGAUGCCUCAUAUGUCCUCACCCCUCACACAGAAGAAAAGUAUAAAAAAAUUAAUGAGGAGUUUGAUAAUAUGAUGAGAAAUCAUAAAAUCCCCACAGCGCUGCCCCAGCAGAACUUCUCCAUGCAUGUGGCAGUGCCAGUCUCCAACCAGAACACCAUGUCCUACAACCCAGGAGGCUCCAUGAGCAGCCAGGCCCAGGCCGCAGCCUCUCUGAGCGACAGUGGGAUGCUCUCUCCCGCUCAGGCCUCCUUACACAGGAAUGUGGGCUCCAGUGGGGGCCAGCAGAGGCCACCUAGUCAAGGCAAUGCAGGGAACGGCUUUGUCAACCCUAGGGGCUCUCCGGGACUCCUGGGCGCAACCAGCGGGAACGGCCUGGGGAAAGUCAUGCCCACCAAGUCUCCACCGCCCCCUGGAGGGAACAUGGGGAUGGGCAACCGCAAGCCAGACCUGAGAGUGCUGAUCCCCCCGUCCAGCAAAGGCAUGAUGCCCCCACUGAACACCCACAGGAUAAGCAGCUCCCAGUCCCAGCUACUCGCCACCCCAGUAGUGUCUGUCACCACCCCCAGUCUGCCCCCCCAAGGCCUGGUCUACUCAGGCAUGCCCACCGGCUACAACACCGAGUACUCCCUGAGCAGUGCAGAGAUCUCCUCCCUACAGGGCUUCGGCUCUCCAGGGCUCUCUUUGGGCUCCAUGUCGGCAUGGCAACAACAUCAACUGGGCCAGGCAGCUCUCAGCUCUUUGGUGGGUGGUGGUCACCUACCUCAGGGCUCCAACCUCUCUAUCAACACCAGCCAGAACAUCAACAUCAAGUCAGAGCCCAUCUCCCCACCGCGGGAGCGCGUCACCUCCUCUGGCUUCCCCCAGCAGCAACAGCAACAGCAGCAGCAGCAGCAGCAGCAGGCGUCCAGCCGGCAGGACCUGGGCCGCUCGCCUGUGGACAGCCUCAGCUCCUCCUGCAGCUCGUACGAUGGCAGCGACCGCGAAGACCACCGGCCGGACUUCCACUCCUCAUCCAUGGGGCUGGGCAGACCCCCAGCCGGAACCGAGGACAACAGGGAGAGCCCCUCUGUCAAGCGCAUGCGCAUGGACACCUGGGUGACAUAGAGUCACUCUGUCAGGCCUCCAGUCACCAGCUAGUCAGAUGGAGGGAGGGAAGGGGUAGACUUGGGGGAGAGAUGGAUGGGGUAGGAAAGGUCCUUAUAGUUAUCAUGAUAAUAUUAUUAUUUAACUCCAUUUCAUUUUGUAAGAAGGAGAAUGGCAAAUACAUUAAAUACGUCUCACAUUAAUAAGAAAAACAAUCAAGUAGUUGGACUGAAUUAUGUACACAAACAGAUGUUAUCAGGUACUGGGUGCGAAUUAGAUGUUUGCAGGAGUCUGAUGUUCAAAGAAAAAAAAAGAAGAAAAAAAGGAAUCUAGAUUAUUGUAGUCACUGGUCUAGUCUGGCACUUGUAGUUGCUGUUUUUGCUGUUGUGGUUGCAAGUUACAAACAAUCCAAAAAGUCAAGAGUGUUGCCUGCUGGCUGAGGGCCCCUGCUUGUGGCGUCCACUGUUAGAACUCAUGUUUCCCUACAUGGUGUAACCUCAUAUGACUUUAAUCUCAUACAACUUUGUCUCAAUUUGUCUCUUCUAUUAACUUAUUAAAUCAGUAGAUGUGGAAUCAAAUUUUAAAACAAUUUCGACCUCAGAGACUAAAAGAGUUGUAUUUCAUUUGAAAGAGGUUUCCCUUGUGUGGUUUUAGACAGGAAAAGCUAUCCUGUAUGGGAAGGACAUGGCUCAGAGUCAUGUGUUUAGUUCUAAAAUAAAUAGGAAAAAGUAUAUUGCAAUAAUAACAUUAAUUUUAUAAUCUGAUAUAUGGGACAUUAACAUUAUGGGAAAUUGUCCAGUUGAACUGGUAACAUGGUAAUAGCAAGGCAUCUUCUCAUUGCUCCAACAAUUCAUUGGUAAUGUAAGCCAAAGCUGUACUGUACGUUUCAUUCUGUUAUUUGUAGCUAUGUUUUCCUAGCAAUUCUCUCAAACAAUUGUUCAUUUUAGUUUAGUUUUUACUGUGCUUUGUUACAAAUAUUAUAAAGACAUGCAAGCCAGAUCUUGAAUCAAUAUCUCAAGCCAUGAACACUUGCUGUUCUGUUUGUUAAAUUAAACAUUUGAGCCAAACACUUUCUUUUGUUAUGUAAAUAGCAACUUUAAUAUAUAUAUAUAUCACCUUGGUGUAAGUACGUAUGUAUUGUACCAUCACCAGAUUCAAGAAAAAGGUAUAUUUUUGUGGAUUACUGCCAUGUUUACAGGGCGAGAUCCUUAUUAAGUAGAUUAUUCACUGGUUAAUAUUUACUAUUUUGUUAAUUAUACUGUACUUUCUUCAAAAUUGAAUUAGUACCAUUAUAGUCAGUGAUUUUCUUUCCAGAGAGUAGUUUUUGGGUUGUUUUCCCUUUUAGUGGUGAAUGUCUGUCCUUAAGAAAUUGUAAUAACAGUGAUGUAAGGUUAAAGUUCCACUAUAUCUUAUGUUGUGAAGGAUAAUCUCAACGCUGAGGAAAAUAUGGUUUAGGGUUAAGCUAUUUACCUGUAGCUGCUGAAUACACUGCCAACUUUCAAACCCAAGGUCCCAUCUCAGCAUUGAAAAACCAUCCAUUGUGAUUGUGCUUUGCUCGAUUGAAAGACAUGCCAUUUCAUGAACCAUGCCAAUAAACCUAUUUGGGUCGCUCCACGAAAA
This is a messenger RNA of Oncorhynchus gorbuscha (pink salmon), 3664 nucleotides long. RefSeq names its product myocyte-specific enhancer factor 2A-like. Gene Ontology annotation, biological process: positive regulation of transcription by RNA polymerase II; heart development; cell differentiation. The coding region runs from base 524 to 2065 and encodes 513 amino acids. The record is from RefSeq and is a predicted model, not a curated record. Lineage: Eukaryota; Metazoa; Chordata; Actinopteri; Salmoniformes; Salmonidae. The transcript has 11 exons. Gene Ontology annotation, molecular function: RNA polymerase II cis-regulatory region sequence-specific DNA binding; protein dimerization activity; histone deacetylase binding.